AUGUCGGGUGGCACGGCGGGCGGCGUCCGCGGCACCGGCGCCGAGUGCAGGAAGUUUGCACCGAACAUAUUUAACAAGAGCAAGUGCAGCAGCUGCUUCAAGCAGAAGGAGGAGCACAGCGCGGAGGCUCUGGAAUGCAACAGGGCUACAAGAAAGAUUUCCAAAUGCGGAUACCUGUUCGUCGCGCCUGGCUGGGAUUUUUCAAACCCCCUGAACCGGACGAAGAGAUGGCAGAGGAGGUGGUUUGUUCUCUACGACGACGGGGAGCUGACGUACUCAGUGGACGAACACCCCGAAACGGUGCCUCAGGCGAGAAUCGAUAUGACCCGCGUCCUGGAGGUAGCCGCGGCCGAGGACGUCACCGGACAUCCCAACAGCCUCGCCGUGACCUCGCCGGAGGGUGUGACCUUCGUCAAAGGAACGUGUCGGGAGGAGACCAGAUGGUGGACGGAUGUUCUCCAGGUGUAUUCACGGAAUAAGGGUCGGCACAAGCGAAACGCGACCUUUCCCGGCGGACAGACGACGAUUCUGCAGGUUACGCCGACGAUCCGAAGUAACACGCCGAACCCUCCGCGACCGCGUUUCAAUAGCUGUCGAUCGGAACCGCGCAGCAGUCCGUGGAUUCCGGAAGCCGGCGGCGGAACGUCCGAUCUCUGCUCGUCUGUCUUCUCGUCAACGCCGUCAUUAGUGACAACCAGCGUUGUUACGACCACCAGCAGCAGCUCUGUGCUGACCAACGGCAAUACGGACAGCAUCGCCGAAAGCAGAAACAGUUUGCCGCCUUUGCGUACCGGAGCUCCUUUGGAGAAUGGUUCCACCGGAAGCUACCUGACUACCGUGACGACGACGUCGUUAAACGGCACUAUUGGCAACACGCUCUACUCGACGGCCUCGACGACAACGACCGUCUCGACGACAACGUCGACGACGACGACAACGACGACGACGAGCAGCGUCGUCUCGCUGACAGAGAAGCCGCCGAUGGUCCCCAAUGACGGCACGAGAUCGACGAGUUAUCGGGACCAACCUGCUAGCAGCGCGUCACCGCCGACCCGGGACAAGUUACGCGCCGAGGACAAGGCCAGACGCAGAAUGAAUCAGCAGGGCGAACGGACCGGCGGCAUUAUCGGCGAUACGAGCGGUGCAGCCUCCGACGAGAAACUAGAUGACGACGCAUGUCGGAGGAUACUUUUGGAGCACGAACGAGAAAGAGAGGGUAAGCUACGAGAUAUAGCGGCUUCGUUAACGCAACCGCGAGUGAGAAGAAUCAAGUCGAGAACUUCGGAGCCAACUAGGGAUGUUGUGGACACGUCUCAUCAAGAUAAGCUAAUCAGAGGCGAUCCCGACGGUUGCGGCCUAGAUAUUACCGGUAUCAGAUAUUCACCCACUUCCGAGUUGCGAGUAGAUCUGCCGGCGGAGGAUUUGCUGAACAUCAAGAAAGGCUGGCUGAUGAAACAGGGAUUGAAUAAGGAGUGGAAUAAGCACUGGUUUGUUCUGAGAGGCUGCGGAUUGAUGUACUACAGGGAUCCCUGCGCGGAGGACAAGGGCAUCAUGGACGGCGUUAUAGAUCUCAACACCGUCACUGCUGUCACGCCGCUUCAGGUCGCGAGAAAUUACGGAUUCCAGACCGUCGCUUGGGACGACCGAGGCAACACAGUACUGUCCGCGGUAACCGCCGGCAUCAGAUCUAGUUGGAUGUCGGCUAUCAGAAGAGCGGCCAAUCUGCCCGAUCCUGAUAGCAACGUGGAUUCUCUUACAGUUUGUUCGGAUGUUCAACAAGAGACAACACCACAGUCGCCUACUACAUCUAUCACAGAUCGCGAAAGAGAUUCUGUUGUUCCCUCGACGUCCAUCACACCCAGAUCAGUUUUGUUCUCGUCCGACGAAGAGUACAGAACCGCGUCUGAGGGUGGGCGAAGAGAGUCCGGGGAUUGGUCAGAGAUGCCGGUGUCACCACCGCUUGUGAGAAAUGGCGAUUGGCCGAUCGCGUUAAAGGGUUCUAGCUGGUCGGAUUCAGCGAAUCACGAAUGGUCGGAACUACCGCCAUCGCCACCGUUAACGAGGACUGCACUAUCCAGGGUGAAGGCUCGAUCUAGAUCGAGUUCAAGAUCGAGGGUCUAUAAGAGAAGCCGAAGCUCGCCUCCGAGCUCGCGUAGAAGCACUCUGGACAGUGUCAGAUCGGAGGAUUUGAUGAUGGCCUGCUGCGAACUCGGCGAAGACGAGGAACAGAGCAACGGCCACCUCCAGAGUAACAGCUGUCUCUCUAGUGCCAACGAAAGUCCACUAAUCGUCGAACUUCUGGAGAAUCAAGUGUCGCUGCUGCGCGAUCAACUCGAUCAGAAUCAGUCUCAUCCGAGUACGCUACUAGUCAUUAUUGAGCGUCAGGAAAACGAGAUCGAAAACUUGAAGUCUCAGCUAAACGCGGCGCGAACGGAUAUCACAAACGCGGAGAAGGAGCUGUCUAGGCUUAGACAGCAAAAAGCAGAAGCGUCUAUCAGAGAGAAACAAGUAGAAGAGCUAUUGAACACGAUACAGAGGACAGAACAACAGAGGAAUAAGGAUCUGGACGACUUGGAAAAAAUGAAGAAAAUGUAUAACAGGGACAAGGAAGUCUUAGAAUGCAAAUUGCUGGAAACAGAGGCUAUUCUGAGAGAAACAACAGAAAGAUGCGAGAUGCUUACGAACGAAUUGACGUCGAGUCACAGAACGAUUGAGCAUCUACAAGCGGAGAUGGCAGCUCUCAAUAACAGAUUGUCGCAAGGUAUUGAGGAAAAUGAUAAGCUUUAUGCUAGAGUACGGGAAUUAGAAGAGAAAAAUGGAUUUUCCACUUCAAGGGAACGCAGAAGAAGCUUUGAUUCGCUUAGUGACUUGACUAACAUCGAGUUAGAUUUAGAUUUGACUGCAUUAGACAAAGAAAGGAUCAUGGAAGAGUAUGACGAAUUACGAAAUCGUUUUGAGAAAGCCGUUAUGGAGAUUCGAGCUAUGAGGAAGGAGUUACGAGAAGCUCAUGCUACGCAGGAUAUUUUGGAAUUAGAAAUCUUUGCUCAUAAACAGAAUGAAGCUAGCAUUAGCGAGACUAAUCAAGCUCAAACUCAAUUAAUGGCAGCGAGGAUUCAAGACUUGACCAACAAGUUAGCUGCUGGUGAAAAGCAAAUUAGAACAAUGAAGCAGAAACUAACAAAAGCUGAAACCAGAGACAAGAGAAGGUCACUUUCUCUCAAAGGAAGAGAAUCUUUCCAGAUUUCUCAAGAAGUAGAGGACAAACUGUUGGAUCUGGAAAACAAGAUCUGUGCCUUAGAGAAAGGCAAGAGCAUAAGUGCCCCCGUUUCAGCAGGCAGCAGCUCAAAAGAAUCGAGUCCUAAUUUGAAAAAGGAGAAAAGAAGAGACAGCAAAAAUUUAGAUAGGAACAGACUGCGAAGAAAGUCAUUAGACAGCGCAACAAGCUCCGAACCAAUGAAAAUGUUGAUUAGAUUAAGUACUUUAGAAACAAAAGUGACAAACGUUGCAGAAACCAUGAUUAGCGAUGCGGAAAAGGAUUCGAGUGAAUGUAGCGAAGUUAGCGGGUCAUCCGAGGUAUCAUUGGAGAUAAUGGCAAGGCUGAAGAAACUAGAAAGAGUGGUGUCAAAGUCGAAGCGACGAUUGGAAAAGUGUCUCGGCUCGACGCAAGCUGAAGACAAGGCCGAGAAAUGCUUGCGCGAGGUGAACGAGAUAUUGGACUCGUGCUUAGAAUGUAAAAAGAACCAGGCUGGCGCUCAAAUCAUCGAGUCAGUAGGAGUAGUGGUAUCUAGGUUAGAAACUAUACUUAAGGACAAAUUAAGCGAACUCACGAAGAGACGGCAGAUACUGGCGGAGGAAGGUCGGCUUGAUGAGAGAGAAAAGAUGAAACUCAUCGCCGAGAGGAUCGCCUUCGAAUCCGUGAUUCUGCGGCAGAUAAAGUGCGCGUUGAAUCGCACAACGGACAGAAGUGCCGUUCUGAGUGAAAUAGUUGAAACUAGUCAGCUUGCCUCAAGCUUAAAGCGUAAGAUUCACGGAACUAAGCCCAAAACAUACCAAAAUUCGAAUUAUAUUCAGUAUCUCACUAAGGUGUUAGCGAAUAAGUUAGUACUGGUAGGACACGCUUCUGCGGCGACGGAAACGUCGAAGGAAGUUAACGCGGCUCGCAAUGAGACUCUAAACUUCCUGCUGCAGAAGCAGUGCGAGAUCAACGAGAUUAUGCGGAAAUACAAGGACACGAAGUUACGACAGCUCGCGGAAGCUCUAGCCGCCGAGACAUUGAGUCUGUCCGAUCAGGAAGAUCUCACGGGCAAACAGAUAAGCGGUUCAAACAGAAAAUUGCUCGAGGACAGACGUAUUCGCGAAGCAUGGGCUUUAGCGCAAGAGACUGUGAGCAAAGAACUCGUGCAAGCCGAGGUGUCACACGUUAUCAUGCGUUAUGGUCAGUUGUAUGAGCAAAAUGUCACGUCAAUCAUGGACACUUGUCUCAGCUUUGACAGUGCGGAUAAUGUCAGGUUGGAAUCGUGGAUAGAUGCGACGCAGGCGCGUUUGCGUCAAGAAAUGGAAAUUUGCAUAAACGAGUUGUCGGAAGCUUACGAGAAAUGCUUGCGUACAAUGAAAAAACACAAAUUGACGACGAUGGACGUACACCACGAAUCUCGUCAAUUACUGACGGAAUACGCCGACGUGAUUGCGCACAAAGCUUUAUUAGACUCGAGAAUUGCUCUUCUACAGGAAACCUCACGUCAAUCGGGUACAACAUACUCUGGCGAGACUUUCGUAUCUAGUCUUAUCCGAAAUGAGGAAAUCCUUUCCUGUUUGACGAACGACGAAGGAUGCGACUUCCAAAGAAAUCCGAUUCUCGACGCGGAGUAUAGUUACCUUUAUCAACGAUUAACAAAGGAAUGUGAAGACAUAAUAUCCGGAAAACGAGAAUCAAAAGAACAACUUAAGAACGUCAGUCAGUCGUUGUUUUACUUGGAAGAAGAUUUAGCUGAACUCGGCAAGUCUAUGAAAGAGAAAGCGGGUUUAAAUAUUGACAAUCUUAUUUGGCCAAAGUCGAGCAGCAUCACAGAUUGGUCCAGUGUGUGCGAAAAGUGCUUGCAUUUGAGAGAACAAAUAAGAAAACUUAAAGAUCAUAUGAACACAAUGUCGUGUCAGACAUGCACUCAAUUGCAAGAAACUAUUCAGAAGAUAACUACCGAGCAUAAUCAGGAAUUGGAAACGCUUAAGCGCAAUCAGGAGAAAGAUUUGAUGGACAUUAAAGGCGAAUUGGACAGUCAGCGUCAAUCUCUGACGACGCAGUAUGAGCAGGAAGCAGCUAGCCUACGCGAGAGAGCCAGAAAACUGGAGCAUCGUCUCAACACGAUGGAUUCCGAGCAUUCGGCUCACGUAAACGAAUUGAGAGCCGCCUAUCAGCGGUCGAUGAGCGCCGAAUUGGAUACCGACGCCGAAACACGAAAGCGAUAUAAAGAAGAGAUCAAGCAGCUACGUGCUUUAUGUGAAAAGGGUUUAUUGGCUAUGGAGAACUCGCACAGACGCAUUAUCGCCGAAAUGGAAGAGAAACAUCGGCAAGAACUGGAAAAUUUACGAGUGGAAAAGGAGCAGGCGCUUUCAGAAGAAACGCAGGCGACUCUGGCUGCAUUGGAUGCCAUGAGAAAAGCGCACGAACACGAAGUACAAAAGGAAAUUGCUAAAUUCAAGCAAGAGUUUAUCAAGCAAAUGCAAGCGCGCGAAGACAUCGGAGUAUUACACAAGGAACACGAGGAAGAAAUGGAAGAGAUAAAGCAAGAGAUCCUUUCUUUGUCCGCGAAAUAUUCAUCGAAGUGCGUGGAAUCAGCCGCGUUAGAAGAAAAAGUGGGCAACUUAUCCAAACAACUCGCUCAGGCGCAGCAGCACAUUAUGCAAUUGGACGCGAGAAACAAGCAGUUGAGAGCUCAUUUGAUGUUAGAAACAAACGACAGUAGUAUCAACGAUACUAUACAAAUUUUGAGGGGAAGGGACAACGAGCUCGCUGAACCGAGAGAAGAGAUACAUCGACUGCAACAACAGUACAAGCAUGGGGACACUCCUCGUGAAUCGUCCGGUGUGCCGUCGAAAACCUCGUCGCUAGACUACUCGCCCGCCUACGCGCCGCAGCGUCUCAGAGGUAGCCAAAGUAGCGGUGAGCAGAAAUUAACGUGCGAGCGGAACCCGAAAGGGACGCAUUCUGGCACGUUUCAAAAGUCGGCAGAUCGGCCUCACAGCGCAUUUUCGUACAACCUCGAGCGUGUAAAAUCCGUUUCGUUGCCGUAUUCAAAUAGUCUGACUAGGCCGGCGAGUAGCGCCGGCGUUGCCAGCUCUCACGUUGAGGGAAAAGAAUUGCCGGCAAGCUUAGAGCAAAAGGGUCAGGAGCGUAAUGGCAGUCUGGGUUCGCCGUUAUGGGACAGCUUAAGACCGAGGAGCGGCCUGCCUCAUCAGUAUCAAGGUGGCACAACAACAGAGAUGCGAGUCGGCGGUGGCGCUGGCGCCCAACGGUGGCAGGAGAGCAAACAGAAUGAAAAGCAACAGUUCCAGGAGACAUACGCCCUCCGUGCCGACGCUCGUCACACAUCCCGCCUCACCCCGGAACCCUCAGCUCUCUCCGUUGCAGAGUUGAUGAGGUCUCCAACAGUGAGGUGGUCCAGCAGAAGUUGUCGCAGCCUGCCUCCGACACCCACACCAAGUUAUCAUCAUCCACUUCAUCCUCCUUUACCUGUCGUGGGUAUGGUCGCUGAAAGGAAGAAGCGCUUCGAACUCUAAAAUCUUGUUCUUCCUUUUUUUUAUGUAACUUGAAAUGAUUCAUACAAAAUCGGGUAUAUGUGCAUACAGGAAUAGUUUGUAAUCAUGAUUGACCUUAAUAAUUGAAAGAAGAGAACAUUUACAGAAUCCAGACAAUAAUAUGUCAAUAUUAUUAUAAAAAGAAGACACUACGUAUACAAUUCUGAUAUGCGCUAUUCCGCUCUGAAGUUGUAAGACUGAAAGCGUUUUGAUAUUGCGCCAUCCAUGGACCAAUAAAUUAUAUUUAAAACGCUACGCGAUUAACGGAUUGAACAGUAUCGUAUUUGCGACUCGUAAACGAGCGAGUCGCAGCUCAACACUGCCAUACGAAAAUCAUGUGAGGCUUGGAUGAUUUUUGGCGGACCAAAGUUGACUUGUCUUGAUUGCGCUCAUCGUGAAUAUUGAACAUGUUUAUCAGGUAAACAUGAUUCAAUAGCCGAAAUGAGUUGCUAGAGGUCGGUUUGCGCAAUCCUUCCUCUGUUUUCUUCACGAAUACGCGUAACAUCGAGAGAGUUCAUCGUGGAUCUUAUCAAUCGCGAUAGAUCGUUUUUUACAUACCUUUUCUCGAUAAAUUUUGCUAAGCAUAUUUACCUAUGCCAUGCCAUUUACGGGCAGAUGUUUGAUAUAUGGCAUUUAAAAAAACUUUGAUAAGAACAUUUUUUACCGUAGAUUUGCAGGACUAGAUCUUUGCUACGAAUAUCCUUCCGCGAAUAUCCAUUUUGAAAUGCAUAUUUUAUGGGGGCAUUACUUAUCACAAAACUCUUUACGAUAUUUAUUUCUUUGUGGUGCUAAAAACAAAAUAGGAGUGUCAAGGAGACUCGUGAUAUCCUGUCGUAAUAUAACGUAGAGUUCAUGCUUUUUGACGAAAAAGUAUGAAAGACCAAAAAAAAAAAAUGGAUUAAAUUCUCGCAAGUUUUACAAAAAACUUUACACGAAGCAUAUACACAUAUAAGUAAUACUUGAUCGUAUCGAUGUAAAUCAUGUAUUAAUGUUUAAAUGUGAAUAUAUCUACCUAAAUGUUUAGCGUUAUCAAAUCUGUAUUUGUUGAAUAUGCUCGCUGAGACUUGACGGAAAAAAGUUCAAUUUUCGAACUGUUGAUUACACUUGAGUAUGUUGUCUGUUUGUUUAGGUCAUGUAAUUCCGAUAAUAUUAAAGAGAAGAUAUUUUUCAGACAGGUCUCAACAGAAUAUGUAAAAAAAAGAGAUUUUUAAUUUGUGUUAAUUUGUUAUUCGAGAACACGAAAAAAUCGUUUUACGCUUGUUUCUCGCUCUUGUUAUGUAUAGAUUUUGCACACAAUACGACACGUUAUCGUAUUGCACUGUGUAUUACCGCAUUUUCUCAUUAUGUAAAUGUUUUUCCGAUUGCGAUCAUUUGAUGUUAAUAUUGUAUAGUUUAUGACGUUUUAUUAAGACGUAAGAGAAGUAUAUAUAUAUGAAAAAAUAAAUAAUUAAUUAAUCCUCCGUUUUAUCCCUCCCUUUCUUAUUGUAUAGAUUGUUUAUAUAUAUUAUUGUAUUCUAUAUAUCAUAUUAUAUAUAUAUAUAUAUUAUUGCGAUUCGUUUCACUCUGAUUCGUUCGAUAUAGUUAAAACCAUAGAGGAUAUUAAAAAACACUUUACUGAUUGCCUCUUAUGUAGAAUAAUUACUCAGGAUUGUUUUACAUUUAUAUAUAAUAUAAUAUAAUUUGUGCUAUUUGUAUUUGUAUGA
Pseudomyrmex gracilis is the source of this 8495-nucleotide messenger RNA. It is a transcript of the gene osp, whose product is annotated as protein outspread. Lineage: Eukaryota; Metazoa; Arthropoda; Insecta; Hymenoptera; Formicidae. Bases 1 to 6774 code for a protein of 2257 amino acids. The record is from RefSeq and is a predicted model, not a curated record. The transcript has 15 exons. Gene Ontology annotation, cellular component: actin cytoskeleton. Gene Ontology annotation, biological process: actin filament organization. Gene Ontology annotation, molecular function: actin filament binding.